AUGCCAUCGCCCUCAUCUCGUACGUUACUCUCAGCACUCACAGUUGAUACGCUACCCUUCGGUCAGUACACAGUAUCGAAGCGAGAGCUAUUCGGGCUUACUGAACACUCCUAUGCACUUGUUAAUCUAAAACCUGUUGUGCCAGGCCAUGUACUGGUGUGUAGUCGUAGACCAGUUGGCCGCCUCCAUGAUCUGUCCCCUAUGGAGCUGGCGGAUUUAUGGCAGCUUGCAACGAAGGUUGACAGGUGCCUUCUGAGAGCAUUCCCUGAUAUGGACUCUAGCACAUAUGCUGUACAGGACGGCCCUUCUGCUGGGCAAACUGUUGAACACGUCCACAUCCAUGUUAUGCCUAGAGGACCGAAGGACGCCUUUAAUUUGCAAGGAGAAAAUGAUAAGGUCUACGAUGCGAUUCAAGACAACGAGCGACAGUGUGUUCGAAUGGACAUCCCCUCGGACGAGGAGCGGAAGCCGCGUACAGAGGAAGAGAUGUUCGAGGAAGCUGCGAUGCUUCUCGAGAUCAUGGAUGAGAUUGAGAGAGAGGAUGCCUGA
Molecule: messenger RNA, 549 nt
Organism: Perkinsus marinus ATCC 50983
Lineage: Eukaryota; Perkinsozoa; Perkinsida; Perkinsidae
Exons: 4
Coding region: 1-549 (182 amino acids)
Molecular function (GO): catalytic activity
Source: RefSeq, a predicted model, not a curated record